CGGUCUUACUGGUGCUGGAGGACUGACGUGACGUUGGGCAGCAGCAGGAGAGCGGGCAGGAAACAUGGCGGAGGCGGCGGCUGUGUCUCAGCAUCGCUUCUUCUGUCAUCACUGUAAGGGAGAAGUGAGCCCCAAGCUGCCGGAAUACAUUUGCCCCCGAUGCGACUCCGGUUUUAUUGAAGAAGUGACGGCGGACUCCAGUUUCCUUGAUUCUGGAGGAAGUCCGACGGAAGACAACGCAUCGACGCACUUCGCAGAGCUUUUGGACCAUUUAGACCACACAAUGUUUUUCCCCGACUUCCGAAACUUCCUGAACAGCAGCUCUUUGGACCAAGAUGGCAGAGACCACGAACGGGGCCACCAGGCCCACCCAGACCUGAGGGUGACUCGUCGGCCUCCCCGACAGCCCAUGACGAGGUACAGAUCCCGCGCCAGCUCGCGUCCCGACCGGAGCCCGGCCAUAGAAGGGAUCAUCCAACAGAUCUUCGCCGGUGUCUUCGCCAACCCACCCUUGCCAGGCGCACCGCACCCGUUCUCACUCGGAAUGUUGCACUCGAAUCCCGGAGACUACGCUUGGGGCCAGAGCGGCCUGGACUCCAUCGUCACGCAGCUUUUGGGCCAGCUGGAAAACACCGGCCCCCCUCCAGCCGACAAAGACAAGAUCUCAUCCCUCCCGACAGUAACGGUCACUCAGGCGCAAGUGGAUAUGGGUCUGGAGUGCCCGGUGUGUAAAGAAGAUUACGCGGUAACGGAACACGUCCGACAGUUACCCUGCAACCAUUUCUUCCACGGAGACUGCAUCGUGCCUUGGCUGGAAUUGCACGAUACAUGCCCCGUGUGCCGAAAGAGUUUAAACGGAGAGGACUCGACGCGACAAGCCCCCGGAUCUGAGCCAUCGUCCAGCGGCGACAGCCACAUGCACGACCGAUGGACCUUCUGAGGACCUCAGACCUGCCUUUCCCGCAACCUGUAAAAUGUGUCGGAGAUCGGAGCAGCCGCCGUGCGCUGCCUCACUCCCAGAUGUCAUCUAACAUCCGAGGAAUGAAGAGCUCCAACAGCCAAUCCUUGCUUUGCUCGAAAAUAAUAAGAAUAGACCUUCUUCGUUCUUGUCCCAUGUGAGCAAUGAUGAGAAGCCCACUAAGCCUUUGGCUGUUUUUCCAAGAAAUAAGGACAAUUUGCAACUCUUGCCACCCAUUCUUCUGCCUUGCGAGUGAAAGGAUACAUAAUAGCGCGUUUAUGUUACAGAGGAAACAUCUUCUCCACCCCUCCUCAGAGGAACACGAAGGAUGGCACGGCAUACGUGGUGUCAUUACUCUGAGCCAUCCAAACCGCCACCGGAAGGAAGGACAACGAUGAGCAGUUUUUAUAUUGGCUGGAGAACAGAAUUAACCGUAUCGACAAGUCCUGCGUGCCUGCAGCGGACAAAACAAAAGCUUAUUGGGAUGAAUCGAUCAAGUAUUUACACGCUAUUUGGGGGGGGGGGUUCCGUUCAGUUUUAAGGUGCCUGUAAGAAUCUGGAACUCAUCUCACGACCCUAAUAGUCCAGCAACCGGACACCAAGCGCUCCCUCGCCGCCAUAUUCCCUCGACUGUUUCUAGUGCGAGAGGUGGACCAUCAGGUUUUCUUUGUGUCUCGUUUUUCUUUGCACUUAAUUUUUGCACCCCCCCCUCCAUCCAAAAUGUCCUAUAUUUAACUCCAGCCCCCCACCACCCCACUUGGUUCUUUUGUGUAUCGAACAUAACAGUAACAUAUGAAAUAUCAGAAAAACUAGAAUCGAUUAAAAAAAAAAGACUGAUGAUUUGUAAAUUAAGAUAAAUUUGCUGAGAUAUCCAAAACCAGUCACUUCUUGUGUUGUUUGUGUGUUGAUGGGAAAUCAUCGCGUAGGUUUUAUUGUCGUGUACGGUGUGAAUCAUUAAUUACACAGAAUUCUGCACUCUGGAUUUUAAAAAAAAUAAAAUAAAAGUAUAUAAUAAGA
This is a messenger RNA of Spea bombifrons (plains spadefoot toad), 1975 nucleotides long. RefSeq names its product ring finger protein 115 (gene RNF115). Gene Ontology annotation, molecular function: ubiquitin protein ligase activity. The transcript is spliced from 9 exons. Bases 65 to 940 code for a protein of 291 amino acids. The record is from RefSeq and is a predicted model, not a curated record. Gene Ontology annotation, biological process: protein ubiquitination; positive regulation of DNA-templated transcription; ubiquitin-dependent protein catabolic process. Gene Ontology annotation, cellular component: nucleoplasm; cytoplasm. NCBI's taxonomy places the organism in Eukaryota, Metazoa, Chordata, Amphibia, Anura, Pelobatidae.